This is a messenger RNA of Hypanus sabinus (Atlantic stingray), 2473 nucleotides long. Its product is annotated as gastrula zinc finger protein XlCGF26.1-like. Gene Ontology annotation, cellular component: nucleus. NCBI's taxonomy places the organism in Eukaryota, Metazoa, Chordata, Chondrichthyes, Myliobatiformes, Dasyatidae. Gene Ontology annotation, molecular function: DNA-binding transcription factor activity, RNA polymerase II-specific; RNA polymerase II cis-regulatory region sequence-specific DNA binding. The transcript has 2 exons. Bases 433 to 1659 code for a protein of 408 amino acids. The record is from RefSeq and is a predicted model, not a curated record. Gene Ontology annotation, biological process: regulation of transcription by RNA polymerase II; central nervous system development.
GCUGCCGUCUCCGAUAACUACGCAUGCGCGCAGUAUACAAAAUGUCGGGAGGAGCGGAAAGGUUAAGAAUGAGAAGGAAUUUGUCUGCAGGCAGCUCAAACACGACACGCCAGUUUUGUUGUCUCUGUCCCGAUAUUUAAGAAGUGGAGCAAGGGAUUCAAUCGACCAUUCCUCAUUUGACCAACCGUCAUUUUACACAGGAGAAAGGCCGUUCACCUGCUCAGACAGUGGGAGUGGAUUCACUCAGUUAUCACAAUUGAAGGUACAUCAACAAGUUCACAUUGGCCAAGGCCAUUCAUCUGUUCUGCGUGUGUGAGAAAGGAUUCAGUUGGUCUUCCCACCUGUGGACACACCAGUCAGUUCAUACCACACUGGCGGAGGUUAGUCAUCUGUUGAACUCCUGGGAAAGGAUUCACUCAGUCAUCUGACCUAAUGGCUCACCAGCGAGUUCACACAGGGGAGCGGCUGUACACCUGCUCAGUCUGUGAGAAGAGAUUCACUCACUCUUCCACCCUAUGGAAACAUCAGCGAGUUCACACUGGGGAGAAGCCAUUCACCUGCUCAGAAUGUGGGAAGGGAUUCACUGAGUCCUCCACUCUACUGGUACAUCAGCGAGUUCACACUGGGGAGAGGCCAUUCACCUGCUCAGUCUGUGAGAAGAGAUUCACUCGGUUAUCCCACCUCCAGAGUCAUCAGCGAGUUCACACUGGGGAGAGGCCGUUCUCCUGCUCAGAAUGUGGGAAGAGAUUCACUGAGUUAUCCAACCUACAGAGUCAUCAGCGAGUUCACAGUGGGGAGAGGCCGUUCUCCUGCUCAGAAUGUGGGAAGAGAUUCACUGAGUUAUCCAACCUACAAAGUCAUCAGCGAGUUCACACUGGGGAGAGGCCGUUCUCCUGCUCUGAAUGUGGGAAAGGAUUCACUGAGUUAUCCACCCUACAGAGACAUCAGCAAGUUCACACUGGGGAGAAGCCAUUCACCUGCUCAGUAUGUGGUAAGAGAUUCACUCAGUUAUCCACCCUGCAGAGUCACCAGCGAGUUCACACUGGGGAGAAACCGUUCCCAUGCUCAGAGUGUGGGAAGAGAUUCACUCAGUCAUCCACCCUACAGAGACACCAGCGAGUUCACACUGGGGAGAAGCCAUUCACCUGCUCAGUCUGUGGGAAGAGAUUCACUGAUUCAUCCACCCUACAGAGACACCAGCAAAUUCACACUGGGGAGAAGCCGUUCACCUGCUCAGUCUGUGGGAAGGGAUUCACUCAGUCAUCCACCCUACAGAAUCACCAGCGAGUUCACACUGGGGAGAGGCCAUUCACCUGCUCAGUCUGUAGGAAGAGAUUCACUCAUUUAUCCAGCCUACAGAGACAUCUGCAAAUUCACACUGGGGAGAAGCCGUUCAGCUGCUCAGUCUGUGGGAAAGGAUUCACUCACUCAUCCACCCUACAGAGUCACCAGCGAGUUCACACUGGGGAGAAGCCGUUCACCUGCUUAGACUGUGGGAAGGGAUUCAUUUAUUUAUCCAGCCUACAGAGACAUCAGCGUGUUCACACUGAGGAGAAGCCGUUCACCUGCUCAGAAUGUGGGAUAGCAUUCACUCAGUCAUCCCAACUACUGGCACACCAGUCAGUUCACAAUGGAGUGGCCGUUGUAAUGAAUCCCUAGGUUUCGUUUGCUGAAGGCUAUUUUAAGAGAGAGAUUAAGGUGAUUCAGUCUGACUUGCAGCUUGUUUAGUUUUAACCGAGGACACAGACACCCAGAGUCAGACAGAGAUGAAGGAGGUAAAAUGGAAAGAAUCGAAACCAGGGAACUAAUGGCCAAGGGACACCGUUUGGAACUUUCCUAUGCCCACAAGGGUGGAUUAAUCAUCGAUUCACCGUACAUCGAAUGUGUGGUGGUCACCUUGUUUGAUCCAUAGGAGUGGCUCUGAUUUGGGGAUCCUGUGAAGACUGCUGAUGUGUUAACCCUUGCCUGGGUGUGGUGUGGUAAUUCACUUGAAGAUGAUACCCCUUGUGACAAGUCACUUUGGGUGAUAAUUAGUAUGUGAGAUUUUGGAAUGACGACAGAUAAAAUCUACAGCAACUGUUCUCUCAUUUUACCACUGUGGAACCUGAGGAAUUUGACAUAAUUGCAUUCUCUCAACAUUUACCCUGGAUUACAAAUAUCUCUCUCAUCACCUAUUCUGUGGAUGAAGUGAAGUUUCCUACUUUACCAUCUCAAGAUUCUAAGCCUUGAUUCCCCCGAGCUCAAUAGUUUGGGCAACACACAAAAUGCCGGCGGAACACAGCAGGCCAGGCAGCAUCUAUAGAGAGAAGCACUGUCGUUGUUUCAGGCCGAGUCCCUUCGUCAGGACUACCUGAAAGGAAAGAUAGGAAGAGAUUUGAAAGGAGGAGGGUGAGGGGGAAAUGUGAAAGAUAGAAGACCAGAGGGGGUGGGGUGAAGCUGAGAGCUGGAAAGGUGAUUGGCAAAAGGGAUACAA